This is a messenger RNA of Biomphalaria glabrata, 1478 nucleotides long. RefSeq lists its product as uncharacterized. Bases 286 to 1299 code for a protein of 337 amino acids. Lineage: Eukaryota; Metazoa; Mollusca; Gastropoda; Planorbidae. The record is from RefSeq and is a predicted model, not a curated record. The transcript has 4 exons.
CAUUGAAACAGAAGAAACGCUUUAAAUGUGUGCACGCGUCCAUUCGGAAUUUUCCUUUACAGUCAACACUAAAUGCUCUGAAUCAUCAUAAUUUUUUCAUUAAAUAUAGAGAUCUAGAUUAUAGGCCUAAUAUUAAUUUAAUUAUAGUCACAACUUUGGAUAAAUGCUAAAUGGAACUAAGAAUAAAAUCUACAGUAGGCUACUAGACUAUAUAUAUCUAGAUCAACAUAUAUACUUUGAAUUACACCGAGGAACAAAGAAACACACAUUUAAAUAACAACGAGAAUGGCCAGCCCCGAAAGCUUCCUAGCCAGAUCGGGUAUUCUUCCCGGGCGCAAAAGCCGUGUUCCGAGCUUGCUUCAAGAAAUUCAGAUGGACAUUGUCAAGAUAAAAAGAGUUUCAAGCGACACUUUGGCGUCCCCGAUGCUUCGGUAUGAAAAACGUAGUAACAUGAAACCUCAGUUAGUUCUGACCUCAAAACUAGCAAACAAGUCAGCACAGAAUGACGUUCUAGGGAAGACAUCACUUGGGAAGACAUCACUUGGGAAGACGUCAUCACUGAGCCUCACUGAAAGUAAACGUGUGCUAAGCAAACAACAUUUAGACAAUCAAACAACUCAUGGAUUUCGAUAUCAUUCAAAUGGCGAUGAACGUUUACCAACUAGACGCUCAGAAACUAUAGAUUUGUCUCGUGCAAACAGAUAUUUCCCCAAGUUUCCAUCUGAUGGGAAAAGAGAUAUUUAUUUGGAUAGCCGGAUCAUUUCUGAAUACAUGCAGAACAGCUAUAGCGUUCCAAAGUUCAACAGAACAUCUAAAAAUCCGUCGAAUUCUGUGAUUGAUGACUUUGAACAAUGUUACAGGGAUGGUUUUAGGCGGAAGAGUGAGCCUAUUCUUAGACACCUGUCUCGGCUUUCAGAAGAACGAUUUCUUAACGAAAAGGGCAGACUGCACCAGCCGUUAAUGCAGUUGACCAGGAACAUUGGUUACAAAGAUAAGUGGAUUUACAACGUUAAGGCACAGCACGAGUUCCACUGCGAUAGCAUUACUCGUAGGAAAGGCAACGCAAAGGGAGCACGCAACGGCCGAGGUACAGCUCUGCAACCAGCACAAAGUUCUUUUAAUAUGCGAUACGGUGUUUCUUCAAAGCUGCUAGCUUCUAGGAAGCCAACUUUGGAGGAUUGCAGAAUGCAUGAGCUGGAAGAGGUGUCAAAGUUAAAAGGUCAGAUUGACACAUACACCAAAAGUGUUGAAGACCUGAAACGCAAGCCAAACAGCCAGGACAUCAUGAAGAUCUUUUAAAAGUGAGUCGCAGAAUUGUAGUUACAAAACUGGAACACGUUCCACAACUUUGUACCACUCAUAGGUUGAAGAGUUCUGCAAUACAUUUAGAGUUAAACAAUAAUAUAGCUUCCCAUUGACUUAUUAUGUGUUUGAAUUCCUUCUGGUAUGUCAUUAAUAAAGAGCACACAGUUCAGAAA